CUUCAUAAAUCCAUUCAACAUUGUUGGGCUGUGAGUUCAUCAGGUCAGACGUUUGCUAUCAAGGCUUUCAAUACAACAAAGGUUUCUACUGGGGUUGUUAAAAUGAUGCAUUCAUUGAUGUGUUGUAUAUGUAUUUAAUAAAGUUGCCCAUUCCAUUAUCUAAUCUAAUGUUUCUUAUUGCACGUUGUUGGGUCCACUGACUGCUGGGGCUUCAGAAUCCUCUCAGCGCCCAGCAUGUGUUGGUGUGUCAAGGCUUUUAGCUUCAUGUCUCACGCCCAGAUCAUGUCACGUUUGCAUUGAUCGUCAUUGAUUAUAAUUGCAUUGCUCAUCACGACUACAAUUAGGUCAGUGGCUUUUACGUUAAUCAGCAGCGGUUAUGGCUUUAAAACCCUGGUCCUGCGUUGGAUUGCAGACAUCCAUGCACAAACGUACAAUUUCUCAUAGACAAGAAUGAGCAAGUUACCUGUAUAUGAACAGCUGGAAUCGACUGUUUCAGACCAUGAACUACCCUGAAUGUUGCAACAACAAAACCCCUCAUGCACAGAGAGUGAGAUACUUGUAUUUCUCCCCCUGCAUUAUUCAACACGGACAUGCGUUUUACAUCAUCUGAUCACAGUUUUUGACUUUAUCCCGUCUCUUUGUCUCGUGUCUAUCCCUUAGGCAAACUUGAAAAAGUUCAUGGAGUACGUACAGCAGAGGAACACUGAAAAGGUUUCAAGGUUCCUGGAAAAGGGCCUGGACCCUAACUUCCAUGAUCCAGACACAGGGGAAUGUCCUUUAACACUGGCUGCACAGCUGGAGGGAUGUGCAGAGCUCAUAAAGAUGCUGAAGAGCGGAGGGGCUCAUCUGGACUUCAGGACAAAAGAUGGCAUCACUGCCCUGCACAAGGCAGUACGCAGCAAGAACCAUACGGCGCUGAUAACGCUGCUGGACUUGGGUGCGUCACCUGACUAUAAAGACAGUCGAGGGUUGACUCCUCUUUACCACAGCUCCAUGGUAGGAGGAGACCCGUACUGCUGUGAGCUGCUGCUGCACGAUCAUGCCCAGGUCGGCUGUUUAGACGAAAAUGGCUGGCAGGAAAUACAUCAGGCCUGCCGUUACGGCCAUGUUCAACACCUGGAGCAUCUGCUGUUCUAUGGAGCUGAUAUGAGUGCUCAGAACGCAUCAGGCAACACUGCCCUGCAUGUGUGUGCUCUUUACAACCAGGAAAGCUGUGCUCGAGUCCUCCUCUUCAGAGGGGCCAAUAAAGAAGUAAAAAACUACAACAGUCAGACUGCUUUUCAGGUGGCUAUCAUCGCAGGAAACUUUGAUUUGGCCGAAAUCAUAAAAGUCCACAAAGUAUCGGACGUUGUACCAUUCAGAGAGACGCCCUCUUACACCAGCCGUCGACGUGCGAUACCUGGACCCCUGCCCUCGCCACGCUCCCUACUCCGCUCUGCAAGUGACAACAACCUGAACGGAGACCAUGACAUUAUACGCAGUCAGGUUCACAGAGAAGCUCGUGGUCGUCAGGGUCGCUCCCCCGUGCCCUCACUACGCAGUCUGCCGUCCUUCGGUCAGCAGCACAGCAGCUUUGUAGAGGGCCGUCAUGGUGAGAUGCCUGACAACAGCCUUCAGAGUACUGGCAGCUCCAGAUCCUCACAUUCCCGUUCACCCUCGUUACAUCACAUGCGUGAGGAAGACAAACCCAUUCCCAGAAGGUCUCACAGUCACGGCUACCCACAUGGAUAUGGACCUCAUGGAAGACUCAGCCCUGGUUCAGUGCAGCGAGAUGCAAGCCCUCCUCAUCAUACCCCCCCAGCUCUGAUCGGCCCCCGUGGGCCAAAAAGGAAACUCUACAGUGCCGUCCCAGGACGUACUUUUAUUGUGGUUAAACCCUACACACCGCGGGGUGAGGGAGAAAUCCAACUGAACCGUGGAGAGAGGGUCAAAGUCCUGAGUAUAGGAGAAGGAGGAUUCUGGGAAGGCACGGUCAAAGGAAGGACAGGCUGGUUCCCAGCAGACUGUGUGGAAGAAGUUCAGAUGAGGCAGUACGAUCCACGGCUAGAAACCCGGGAGGAUCGAACUAAAAGACUGUUCAGACACUACACUGUGGGAUCCUACGACAACUUCACCUCAUACAGUGAUUAUAUCAUAGAAGAGAAGAAUGCUCUUUUACAGAAGAAAGAAAAUGAGGGCUUCGGCUUUGUCCUGCGGGGAGCAAAAGCUGAGACGCCGAUUGAAGAGUUUGCACCGACUCCAGCGUUCCCUGCUCUGCAGUACCUGGAGUCCGUGGAUGUGGAGGGAGUGGCCUGGAGGGCUGGUCUCAGGACAGGAGACUUCCUCAUUGAGGUGAAUGGGGUGAACGUCGUGAAGGUCGGCCACAAGCAGGUAGUGUCCUUGAUCCGACAAGGAGGUAAUAGGCUUCUGAUGAAGGUGGUGUCAGUCACACGCAAACCAGAGUCGGAGGAAAUCAUUCACAAGAAAGCUCCACCGCCACCCAAACGAUCGCCUAGCACCACUCUGACGCUUCGCUCAAAAUCUAUGACCACUGAGCUUGAGGAACUGGCUUCUGUUCAGAGGAGAAGAGGAGAGAGACUUGAUGAGAUCUUGGCGUCCCAGGAGUCUGUGAUGCACUCUCAGCCUUCAGAGGCCGAUUACAGAGCAGCCACUGUCAAACAACGACCUACCAGCAGGAGAAUAACACCAGCAGAGAUCAGUUCACUGUUUGAAAGACAAGGGAUGACUCUACAUGGACGUCUUCACACAGCUGUUGAGAGAGGUCACAUUCUACUUCCCAAGGGAAUGUCCAGGACAAAGUCUUUUGGUGCCACUGAGGAGGAUCGGCUGUCUGCCCUCGCAGCAGAGCACAGAUUUUCUCGCAGCUCCUCCAUGACAGACAGUCUCAGAGAGCACUUGCAGCCACAUCCCAUCCCUCCUCCUCCCCAAACAGCACCUCCUCCUCCUCCAUACUACCUUGACACUGGCCCUCCCCCAGCCUUUUGCCCUCCGCCUCCCCCGUCAAGGACCCAAAGCCAAGGUCAUGAACCUGGAAUUCGCUCCAGUUUCAAGCCCUCAUCCUUGGACCUACCUUAUGAGACCGCUCAGCGGCAGGCCACGCAUAUUGAGAGGCAAAAGAAAGCCCGCUCAAUGAUCAUCCUCCAGGACUCUUGCCAUCUACCUGUUGAACCUACAGAGAUUCCUCGGCCCUCUGCUGCUACACCUCCUGAACGCAUCAAAAGGAAGGGUCGAAUUAUCGACAACCCCUAUGCUAAUGUGGGUCAAUUCAGUAUCGGGCUGUAUGCACCCACCAAGCCCCAGAGAAAAAAAAGCCCACUUGUGAAACAACUACAAGUGGAAGAUGCACAAGAAAAAGCCUGUUUGGCCUUAGCUGCUGGUCACUCUCGCGAGAGCUCACCCUCAGGACGACAUCCUCAUUCCCCUCUUGGGCACACACACACAAGCCGUGCGGACUACCACCAGCAACAGCUGAUGGCAGAACAAGAGCAUAUGCAUGCCCAGGGUGAGAUCAUGUUUCAGGGUAAGGUUCCCUUGGCUGCUGCAAUUGCUGGAGCAGUGAAGGAUCGUGAGCGUCGAUUAGAAGAACGGAGGAAAUCCACAGUCUUCCUUUCUGUUGGGACCAUGGAGGGGGUAUCUACCACCAGCUCAGACGCCCCUUCUUUAACUCAGUCUCACUCUAUUGACGAACGUUUGCUUUCCAGAGAGCUAGGAAAGCUCCCUCCCCCUGCUUUAAGCAUAAGUCCUUCGCCAAGUGGGACAACCUUUAUUCAUCCACUUACAGGAAAACCACUGGACCCAAACUCACCACUGGCUCUUGCGCUGGCCGCAAGGGAGAGGGCGUUGACCUCCCAGAGCCAGUCUCCAACUAGUAGCCCAGAACCGAGGACUAAACAGGAACGAGCAGGCCACGGCAUAAUAUUUAUGGAAAGCCAGACCAAAGAGUCUCCGCGUGAAGGGGCAUCCGCAUCUCCCCCUUUUUCACCCAAAAGCACCAAGGCAGCAGGGUAUGGAAUUGGAUCCUCCCCAGCACCGAUUUUAAUUUCCCAAAAACCCAAACCACAGUGGGCUACGUCGGCCUCACCUGUUUCAUUCCAGAAGGAGAUGGAGGCCAGAUUAGAAGAGAGGAAAGAAGAUAAGAGACAAGAGGAUAAAAAAAGCAUGCUGAUCAGUAUAAUGGAUACAUCACAACAGAAAACUGCUGGGCUAAUUAUGGUUCAUGCCACCAGCAAUGGCCAGGUGGCGGAGGUAAGUACAGAACAAGAAAAGAUCCCUGAUCCAGCAUCUGUAGAGCCUAGCAAAUCCCCAAGUCCACGGGCUACUUCCCCUAAUGUCACGGUAUGUCAUCCCUUGACGCUGCCUCAAGCCCAACAUCCAGCCAGCACUUUGCAAAAAAAAAGUCUGGCUCAGGGAAGUUCCGAGGAGGAUGUGGAUCCUUACACCGUGUCCCUUCCCCCAGCAAUGCUGUCGUCCAGUGAUGAGGAAACAAGAGAGGAGCUACGUAAAAUCGGAGUUGUUCCACCACCAAGUGAGUUUGCAAAUGGGCUACAGGCACAGGCACCGAAGACGCCAGUGUCCCUAUCUAAACCUGCCAGCUCUCCCACGCCCUCUGCAACACCAACAUCCCAAACUUCUUCAACCCCAACAACCUCAACUUUGACUCCAGCACAGCCUCCCCAGCCCUUGCCCAGCGCAACAGCUGUCUCAGGGAAGCCCUCUGACCCUCUAGAGCCACUACCGGUGGUUGAGCCUGGUUCUGCAGCAGAUUCAGGCGUGGAAGAGGCUGACACACGCAGCUCAAGUGAGAAGGAGCGAGACCACCAUCUUGAGACCACCAGCACUGUCUCUACAGUUUCUAGCAUGUCUACGUUGUCCUCAGACAGUGGCGAGCCUGCAGAUACACACACAACGCACACCUCCUUUGCCGACGGGCAGACUUUUGUGCUUGACAAGCCACCAGUGCCUCCCAAGCCCAGACUCAAGUCCCAGAUAGGAGGCAGCAAAGGUCCUGUCACUUUCAGGGAUCCUCUGCUGAAGCAGAGCUCUGACAGUGAGCUGCUGUCACAACAACAGGCUGCUGCCCUUGCCGCUGCUGCAGCUGGAGGACCAGGGCUCCCCUCAGGUGGUUCGGCCUCAGUGACUGGACUAGCUCCCACUAAGCCACGUUACCUUUUCCAACGGAGGUCAAAGCUUUGGGGAGACCCCGUGGAGCCCCGUGGACCAGGAGUGGGGCUGGGUAUUGGGAGUUUGGGGAAUCUCGGUGGGCUUGGAUUGGGGCUGGGUUCAGAAGAAGGAACAAAACCAUCUGUUAUGGGGGAGUUGAGCUCACGAUUGCAGCAGCUAAAUAAAGACACUAGGUCAUUGGGAGAAGAACCUUUUGGGGCAUCUCUUGACCCAGGGAGGAAGUCACCUGUGACAGGUGCCAGACUUUUCAGCAGCCUAGGUGAGCUCCACACCAUCUCUCAAAGGAGUUAUGGCACUACUUACACCAUCCGCCCUGGAAGUCGCUACCCGGUCACCCGACGCACUACAAGCCCAGGUUCCGGCUCACCUGAUCGAGGUGAUCCUCUUGGACGAUAUGCAGGCUUCAGCCUCUCACCCUCAACGACUGCAACGCCACAGACUAUACUCAAAUCCUCCAGCCUCGGUCUGCCACAGGAGCCCAAAGAGGUCCGAUUUGUAAUGAGGAGCUCCAGUGCCCGCUCCAGAUCCCGCUCUCCGUCCCCGUCACCUUCCCAUUCCCCAGGAUUGGGCUCACCGCUUUUGGCCCUUCGACCUUUUCACCAAAAACCCCUACAUCUUUGGAAUAAGUACGACGUCGGGGACUGGCUGGAGAGCAUCAACCUGGGAGAGCACAGACCAGGGUUUCAAGAACAUGAGAUCGAAGGCUCCCACCUCCCGGCUCUGACCAAGGAUGACUUUGCGGAGCUGGGAGUGACGCGCGUGGGACAUCGCAUGAAUAUUGAACGAGCACUGAAACAGCUGCUGGAGAGCUGACCCCUGCCUGAGAACAGAGCAGCAGUUAGGAAAAAGAUGUGGAGAGAACAUAUAAGACGUAGAGUGGGUAGACAGAAAGAGAGAGGAAGGAGAGGAGGUUCGUCUUUUACCGCAGCUGGUUUUCCAAUGACUUUUUCUCCCAUAUCACAUUAACGUCGUGCACCUGGUGCUGCACUGGAGGAGAGGACGAUCAGUGAGUCGUCCACUUCUGUUUCUGAGCCAGAGAGAUCCCACUUCAAAAUGGGCCGCGGCUUUUCCGUUGCUCCAGCUACAACGUCCGAUCUACGAAAGACGACCUUCUCCCUUCUCCCGUUCUUCUCUACCUCUGUCCCACCAUCUAACAGGCUCGGAAAAGUUCGAGUACAGGAGAAGUGUCGUUCCAAACAGAAUGCGUAGUUGCCUUUCACAUUAUAGAGUUCCACAGUCGGUAACGGUGAGACUGCUGACAGAAUCGGAAGAAGUUUUGUCUUCUCUAUACUCGGUAUAGAUUUUUGACACAAAAAAAAAUUUAAAAAAGACUUUUAACCGAAGCAAUAGAGCUUCAACAAGUAAACCACGGAAGAAAACCCAGACUGUGCUAUUAUAUUCGGAGAAUGUUAAACUAACACUCGUGGCUUUUUUUAAAUAAAUAUUUUUGGUUUUAUUUUCCAAAGGAAAUAGUAUAUAUAAUAUGGUAUAUAUCUAUUUACAGUUAGCUUUUAGAAGAAGAAAAAAAAUAUAUUGCAAAGAGAAAUAUAAUAAACACUCUUUGCCUCUUUUUGGCUUUUAGUAUAGAAGGCAGAGGGAGUUUUAUUCCAACAAUAGUUUACAGAUUUUUACCUAUAUAUAUAUAUAUAUAGCUAUAUAUAAUAAAUAAAUAAAUAAAUAUAUAUGUAUCCUUAUAGUCACCCUUUCUUAAAUAGUAGCAUGACGAGUUGCAUCAUGGUUUCGAAUAGAAAGGUUUGUGGUAAGCUUUUUAUUUUCUUAAAGUCUUCCUUCAUACAUAAGGGCAUCCCAUAAUGUGAGGCUAGGACCCCAUCCUUACCCUAAUCCCUGCCACUUCAGCUACAGACUUUUGCGGUGUGAUCUGCUGACCGACACAUUGGUUUAAAAAAAAAAAAAAAAGGAGGCUCUUCAUCUUAAGCCUCUAAAUCACUCAGGGAUGGAGGUUUGGGGCAAUGGAAAGAUUUUUCUUUCUUUUCAAACAUAUUUAAAUAUCGUGUUCGUUGUUUUUUACGUGCUACCAAUUUAUUUUGAGACUACUGGUGAAAAACAAAAUUACAUCUCAUUGUUUAGUAAAAAGGGCCGUUAAAGCUUUUUUUUAUUCUAACAAUGUUCUCUAACGCAGCACUGAACCAACAAAAAUGUGACAAAUUUAUACAUUUAUAAAUCUAGACCAGUGAUUUUACUGUACAAGCCAUGGACCUCAAUUGGGCUUUGA
Molecule: messenger RNA, 7414 nt
Organism: Cynoglossus semilaevis (tongue sole)
Lineage: Eukaryota; Metazoa; Chordata; Actinopteri; Pleuronectiformes; Cynoglossidae
Gene: shank3a
Product: SH3 and multiple ankyrin repeat domains 3a
Exons: 21
Coding region: 679-5994 (1771 amino acids)
Cellular component (GO): dendritic spine; postsynaptic density; postsynaptic membrane
Molecular function (GO): synaptic receptor adaptor activity; ionotropic glutamate receptor binding
Source: RefSeq, a predicted model, not a curated record